This is a messenger RNA of Aplysia californica (California sea hare), 5108 nucleotides long. RefSeq names its product AFG3-like protein 2. Gene Ontology annotation, biological process: mitochondrial protein processing; protein-containing complex assembly. The transcript has 20 exons. Gene Ontology annotation, cellular component: membrane; m-AAA complex. NCBI's taxonomy places the organism in Eukaryota, Metazoa, Mollusca, Gastropoda, Aplysiida, Aplysiidae. The coding region runs from base 98 to 2395 and encodes 765 amino acids. Gene Ontology annotation, molecular function: ATP hydrolysis activity; metalloendopeptidase activity; ATP-dependent peptidase activity. The record is from RefSeq and is a predicted model, not a curated record.
GUGAAAACAGUGUGUGCCUCACCACUCUUAGUACCGUUUCUUGCUCACUGCUAUUGACUGUUGCAUCAGUAGUGUUAUCACGCUUUGCAGAGUCACGAUGGCGCACCGGUUUGUUUUUCCCACUCGUCAAGGGGAAAGGAUUCUGAGAACGCUUCUGUCAAAGAACUGCAUAUGCCAUGAGGCAAGACAGAAGUUACAUACAACAGCACCUUUGACUACAAAGACAUUAUUUCGACAGUUGGCAGCUCUUAACAAGUCAGCCCACAGAUUUUUUUCAGACAAGCCUCAGAAGCCAGAUUCAUCUUCACCAAAGUCUAAAGGAGAUCCAAAAUCUUCCAAAUCAUCAAAGGAGGACGAUGAAGGCUUUGAGUUUAAGUUCAAGUUUGAAUUUGGUGGAGACAAAGGUGGUAAGAAACUUGGAGGCGGACCACCUGACAAACAGAUGCUUGCUUUUGGGGCUCUUGGCAGCGCUGUGCUUCUCUACAUGCUCUACUCCAGCCAGUACAGAGAAAUCACCAUGAAAGAGUUCUUUCAGAAUUUUCUCACCUCAGGAAUGGUGGAUCAAGUGGAGGUGGUAAACAACAAAUGGGUCAGAGUUCGAUUUAUGCCUGGGUCCCAAGUUGAUUCCAGUCACACAAUUUGGUUCACAAUUGGCAGUGUGGAAACAUUUGAGAGAAAUCUGGAGAAGGCACAGAUGGAAAUGAAUGUUGAACCCAACAAUUUCAUCACAGUGGUCUAUAAGAAAGAGUCAGACUGGGGCAGCAUGGUGUUGAACUCUUUGGGAUGGUUAAUACCCAUCGGAAUCAUGAUCUGGUUCUUCCGCAGAGGACCAAUGGGCAAGCCUGGUGCUGGGCGAGGAAGUGGCCCUGGGGGCAUGUUUGGCUUUUCACAGACCACUGCCAAAGUGUUAGAGAAGGACAUUGGGGUGAAGUUCAGUGAUGUUGCAGGAUGCGAAGAGGCAAAGCUGGAGAUUAUGGAGUUUGUCAACUUCUUGAAAAAUCCACAGCAGUACUUGGAUCUGGGAGCCAAAAUUCCAAAAGGUGCCAUGCUGACAGGCCCCCCUGGCACAGGAAAAACACUGUUGGCCAAAGCUACUGCCGGAGAGGCCAAUGUGCCCUUCAUCACAGUGUCUGGCUCCGAGUUCUUGGAAAUGUUUGUUGGCGUUGGGCCCUCCAGGGUGAGAGACAUGUUUGCCCUUGCCAGGAAAAAGGCCCCAUGUAUUCUGUUCAUUGAUGAAAUUGAUGCCGUGGGAAGGAAACGGAGUGGCAGAAAUUGGGGUGGCAACUCAGAGCAAGAGAACACUUUGAACCAGCUUUUAGUGGAGAUGGAUGGUUUCAACACACAGACUGGUGUGGUGGUUCUGGCUGCAACAAACAGAGUAGACAUCCUGGACCAGGCUCUGCUCAGACCUGGCCGCUUUGACAGACAAAUUUUUGUGCCUUUGCCAGAUAUUAAAGGAAGGGCUUCCAUUUUCAAAGUCCACUUGAACAACUUGAAGACUGACCUGCAAAUAGAUGAUCUUGCAAGGAAAAUGGCGGCUCUCACUCCAGGAUUUUCAGGAGCUGAUAUUGCUAAUGUAUGUAAUGAGGCUGCCUUGAUAGCUGCAAGAGAUCUGAAUUCUGCAAUUCAAGAGAAGCAUUUUGAACAAGCCAUUGAAAGAGUUGUUGCAGGUCUUGAAAAGAAAACACAAGUUCUUCAGCCAGAGGAGAAAAAAACUGUGGCAUACCAUGAAGCUGGGCAUGCUGUCACUGGGUGGUUUUUGGAGCAUGCAGACCCUUUACUAAAGGUUUCAAUAAUACCACGAGGAAAGGGUCUUGGAUAUGCUCAGUACUUGCCUAAAGAACAGUAUUUAUACACAGAGGAACAGUUAUUAGACAGAAUGUGCAUGAUGCUUGGGGGACGCUGUUCGGAGCAGAUUUUCUUCAACAAAAUCACAACUGGUGCACAAGACGACUUGAGGAAAGUCACUCAGACUGCAUAUUCUCAGGUUGUUAUGUUUGGUAUGAACGAGAAAGUGGGGCAACUGUCAUUUGACAUGAACCAGCAAGGAGAAAUGGCCUUUUCCAAGCCAUACAGUGAGGCUACUGCACAGCUGAUUGAUGAGGAAGUGAGGACGAUUGUCCAAAAUGCCUACCAGAGGACCCUGGAUCUACUUAACAAACACAAGCAACAUGUGGAAAAGGUUGCGAUCAGAUUAUUAGAGAAAGAAAAACUGGACAAGGAUGACAUGGUAGAGCUUCUAGGCAAGAGACCUUUUGCUGAGAAGUCAACAUAUGAAGAAUUUGUUGCUGGCACAGGUUCCUUUGAGGAAGAUACAUCCUUGCCCAAGGGCCUAGAAAACUGGAAUAAAGAAAAAGAAGAGAAAAAGUCAGAACCAGAUGCAGCCCAGUCCUAGUGAUAAAUCAAAUGAAACUUUUCAUCUACGUGAGCUGGGAGGAGUUAGUUUUUGUUUGUGUACUGGUAGGCAGUUUUUACAUUAGGGACAGCAUGACAAAAGUGCUGAGCUCGAUGUGGAGAUCUGUCAGCUCAGCCGUCCAUGACUGUAGAUCUGUGGGGACUCUUGGCAGUGCUCCGCUGGGGGAGUAGAAAGUUCCCCAAGAAAGCUGACCAAAGACAUGAAUCAUUGUAGAGCUUGACUUCCGUGUGUUGGUCUUGUGAAAAGACAGGUUUGCAAUGACAACCGUAUAAGAAAAACGGUGUAUAAAAUGAGUGUACUUUUGCCUCAGUAAAGAUUGGAAUUUUUUUUCUUAUUGUGUGCAAGGAAAAGGCUGUAAUGAUUGGAAAGAUGCAGUAUUUGUCAAAGCAGUCGACCAUCGUGUGCCUCAAGGAUAUGGUCUCAUUUUGUCGUGUGCACAUUUUAAUUUUCUGUACCUGUCUCCUUCACAAAGGAGGUUUUGCUGGUGACUCAGAAGAAUUUUGGUUGGCUUCUAUGCAUCAGAAUACAGUUAAACAUUUCUUCAUGCAGAUGCACAUUUUUGCGGGCCUCAUGCAGCUUUGUUUUGCUUUUCUUUUUUUUUAAAAAUAAUUUUCUUUUAUUAGCGGACGAUAACCGUCCACCCGAUAGAAAAGAGGGUUAGAUUUCUCCGUGCCUCGGGCAGUACCUGCCUCGCUAAACCAGUGGGCACAAGGCCGGAGGAGAAGCUGAGAACAGAUACCACCUUUGAUCGGAGCCAAUAGGCCGAGAAGCUUUGUUUUGCUAAUUUAGUAGUCCCCUCCACUCUCAUUCCUCCUCUUUGUUGUAUAGGAGGAGUGGAUUACUAAUGUUCUAUGGUAGUGGUUGGGCUGCUAUUGCACAGGGCUUCAGACUGGUAUGCGUGUUGGCAGACUAAAUGUUCCCAAGACUUCCUGCAGCAUGGGUGAGCUUGCUGCGACUCCUCAAUUUAUCAAUAUGGUUAGAAUGCUGAUCCCUAUUUGGAUCACAGAGUAGAGCACGACAGCAGUCAGCAAGAACAACCUGUAAGGCGUAAUUUUUCAUUUCCUAAACUGAGCUAUGAAGGUAGUAACAGAAGAUGCACAGAUUUUCUCUGCAAAUUAAAUGUUUUUGUGUUUCGAGUGGCAUGAGUGACUUUGUAUGUUACGUCAAUUUUUGGAUGUUCUUAUGUAGAUGUUUACAGUCGAUUUGAUCAGUUAUUUUUAAAGCUUACACAAAUGUGAAUUGAAAUUUGAACAUUUUCUUUUAAUCUCCUUUAUUAGAUAGGACAUUGUUUUUUGGGUUUUUUUUAGGAAAGUUGUAUGAUUUAUCAGGUGACUACCUCGUUAUUGAACCUUCAGAUCCUGUAUGCUUUCCUCUAAGUUGUAUGACUCUGUGUUGAGUUGCAAUUAAUAUGAAAGUGAUAUGGAUGAAAGAUUGUAACGCUAGUUAGCCCCGUCUGUAUCAGCAGGAGUAUACAUCAUGUUUGAUUUACCUGUCGUUCUAGUGCUGUGUCAUUUGUCUUAGUCUCAUGCCUUGUUGUGAGGCCUGCCAUUCCAAGCUAGUGGAAGUCUUUCGCAUCUAAUGUUGUGUCAGCAAAAUUUACACUGUUUCACAGAGAUCUCGUGUUGUCAUCAAUUUGUGCUGUUUUGAAUGUUUUUAAGCAUUAUCGAGAACAUAAGAAAGUGUAGUUUUUAUUAAUCCUAUCCGUACAUUGUGUUUUACUAUCGUAUCCAAACGACGUGGGGAACUCUGUGCCACCACUUUCAAAGACGAAAUUUACUCGUUAAUCUGAUCCGUACGCUUUGCAUAGCCAGUCUGUCAAAAGACUUUUUUGAGAAAUACUGAAAGUUUCAAAGAGAUCUUCAUAUUAGAAAUAUACUAAAAUGUGAAGAAUACAACCUCGGGGGGUACAAAAUGACCCCAGGGCGUACGGAUAGGGUUAAUCUGAAACCUCAAAAGGGGAGAAGUCCAAUGACAGCACUCCACUUGAAUUGUGUGUUACUGUUAUCAGUGGUUAUUACUAGGAGUGAUUACUUUUUUAAUAUACACAAAAUAAGCCUUUGUGUGACAAUUUUUAUGACACUGCUGAAGGAGGGUAGUUUUUUAAAUCGUGUUAUAAAACCCAUCAAUGUCAAUAUUUCCUCAUAUUGAGGAAUUGAUGUUGGAUGAGAUCAAGUGUCUAUCUGGAAAUGUGGACUUUGAAAAACAGAGUACAUUGAGAAAAGGAUGAAGCACAGAAGUAAAGUUGGUAGCAGCUUAUAUUCAAGCUUAGAUGGUGAAAAAAAGUGCACUGAUUUAAUUUAUUGAAGGACUUCUUUUAUUGUUCCCUUAUUACGAUGAGGGGAGGUGGUAAAAAGGUGGAUAUUUUUCUGCUAACAGCUUGCUGAGAUGUUGUUGGGGUGCUGCUGCUGAUGUGCACCUGAUAAUGCAGGAAGAUUUAUUUAAUGUGAUAUCCAGUUGCAGAAUGUCAUGGGUCCUGUCCUUAAGUCAUGCUAGUUUGUACAGUAAAGGGAAGAUUUGCUUAUUUAAGGACUGUUUGUUGCAGAGUGUGAAAGUGUAUGGGUUUCUUGAAGAGAGUGAAAUUCCGUGCUGUUGAUUUUUUUUUUUGUGAUGGUGUUGAUAAUGAAAUGUCAUGGUCUUGAACUCCUUCAAGAAGCUGAAAUAAACAAAGUGUAAAUUCAUCAAAUACCGGUAA